AUGGCCAAGAAGAAGAAGAGGAGUGGAAGGAAGUUACUUAAUAUUGGUUUAAGAUCCUCUAGUCCCAAUUCGCUGCACUCUGAGGAUCAAUUUGAUACAAGUUUGGAUGGGGAUGAUGAUGGAUCCAGUUUUAUGGGAUCGACUGGUCCAAAGGGAGAAAAGAUGAAGAAAUCUCUGGAUGAAAUACUGAAAUCUUCUGAUUUCAUGAUAAAUCCGCAACAAUCUCUGCAUCCAACUCAGAUUAAUGGAGUUCAAGCUAGGCAUCUCUAUGGUUCUCAAAUCUCUGGAAAUGGUGCUAACAGAUCCCCUAGGGUUUCCUGGGCUGAAGAGGUGGAAUUUGAAGUAACUUCUUCAGAUUUUCCUCUGAUCCAAGGUUCUUCUUCAAAGUCUAGACUCAAUGCUUCAGUUUCUGAGAUUUCAAAAACUUCGGAUACUGUUACAUUGAUUUCUGAUGUGAGGAAUACUGUAGAAGUCAGAUCUGUUGAUACUAAUGAGGAAAAUGUUCUCACUAAGGACCAUCAACCUGAUUCUGAGGAUGAAUUUGUUAAGGAUAAGAUCAACGAUGUUAUACAGGAGAAAAUUGGGUCUGGAUCCAGCAAAACUUUUGUUAGCCUCGUUUCUGAUAACAGGAAAUCUGGUAAUGGUCUAUCUCUAAGCUUCAUUCCAUCUUCCCUGACCAAUACUGCCUCUUUUACUGCUGAUGAAUGGAAGCAAGGUGAAGAAUUAUGGAAAAAUGCAUUAAUUGGGCAUGUUAUAGGGUUGAAUGUCAAAUUUAAGUCAAUGGAAUCCUAUGUUAAUAAGCUUUGGGGUAAAAUUUCUAUACCUAAGACCUCUCUUAUCAAACAAGGGUUGUUCCUAUUUGAUUUUCAAACUCAAAAGCAAAUGAAUGAUAUUCUUGAGGCAGGGCCUUGGUUUUUUGGAUCUAGACCCUUAAUGUUGAAGCCAUGGAGUAUUGAUACUGAUAUAGAAAAAUUCCAGGACUUCUCCUAUCCAAUGUGGGUCCAAUUUCCAAGAUUAAAGCUCAAUCUCUGGAGCUCAACUGGAAUCAGUAAAAUUUCUAGCCUAAUUGGGAAACCUAUUACUACUGAUAAGCUCACGGCUACUAGACAGAGGUUGAGUUAUGCUAGAGUUUUAAUAGAGGUGAAACUCCCUUUUAAAGAGCCUUUGCCAGAUUCUUUGAAGAUAGAAGGACCUGAUGGAAAAAGUUAUAUGCAGCAAGUCUUUUAUGAAUUUAAGCCUAAGUGGUGUUCUACAUGCUGUAUGGUUGGACAUGAUACUGAACAGUGCAGGAAAAACAAAACUAAGAAAAUGUGGGUUCCUGUUAACAGGCAGACUGAUAAAGCUGCUGAUGGUAAUGUUGUACAUGUAUCUAACCCUGGGCCUAAUAAGGAGUCAUUGCAUGAGAAUGUAAUUACUUCUUUUCCUGGUUCUAUGGAUCAUGUUAUUAGUUCAGCUAAUCAGGAAACAAAAUCUGUUGAGAAACAUGCACAGAAUGGAAAACAUGCACAUGAAGAUUCUGCACAGACAAGUAGGGACUGUGAGGGCAAUUUUGGUUUGAGUCAAAGGGAUACCAUCCCAAUCUCUAACCAGUAUAUGCAAAUGAAUGAUCAUGCCUUAUUCUCAUCCCCAAUAGCUUCUGGCUUUCAACUGAUCAGUCCAACUGUAAAUGCAUCAGGGUUUACAAAUGUGAACAGAAACAACAUAGCAAGGAGAGUAAAUAUUACUGCACCAGUUACUUCAGGUACUCUUCCAUCUCUCUUCUCUCCCCUAGAGCAGCAAAUUUCUGAUCCAUCCUGUGCAGACAGAGCUCUUUUGGAAACUAAGCUCUCUGAAACAAAACUGCAAGGUCUAGCAAAUAAAAUUACCAAAAGCUGGAAAUGGGUCUCUAAUGUACAAGAAGCUGGAAAUGGAAGAAUAUGGAUUCUCUGGGACAAUGAUAUUUUGAAAAUUCAAAAUGUUAUUUUCUCAGAACAAUGUAUUACAUGCACUGUUGAAUCCAGAGAUGGAAGGUUUUUCAGUCUAUGCACUAUUGUAUAUGCCUCAAACCAUUUGGCCAGCAGGAAAAAUCUAUGGAGGGAUUUACUUACCUUAAAGCAAGGUGUUAACAGUCCAUGGAUUAUUGGUGGAGACUUCAAUGCUAUAGCAAGUUGUGAAGAGAAAAUUGGUGGUUUGCCAGUUACAGAAUCUGACACAGAGGAUUUUCAAAACUUUAUUAAUGCUGGUCAGCUGUUGCAUUUAAGAUCUACUGGCUCUUUAAUUACCAUCGAAGAUGAUAUUUCUGAGGGAAAAAGGCCAUUCAAGUUCUUCAAUAUGUGGGUGAAACACCCUGAUUUUAUCUCAACAGUUCAUUCUAUAUGGGAUCAAAGCAGUGAAGGCUACAAUAUGUUCAGAUUUCAUACUAAGCUCAAAAAGCUUAAACAUGCCCUUAAAGAGCUAAAUAAAAAUCAUUUCAUGAAUAUAAGUGAGCAAGUAUGUAGAGCAAAGGAAGAGUUAGCAGAUAUUCAAAAGCAAUUAAAUGAUGAUCUUUUCAACUCAGUUUUGAUUGCAAAGGAAAAAGAAUGCAUCAAGAAAUAUGACAGAUUAAUUGACUGUGAAUCUUCUUAUUUUAAGCAGAAAGCUAACAUUAACUGGAGCUUGCAAGGAGAUAAGGGAUCAAGAUUCUUUCAUUCUAUUAUGAAAAAGAAAAGGCACCUUAACAGAAUUCUGACUCUAUACACUGACAAUGGGUCUAGAAUCACUAACAGAUCUGAAAUUAUUGCAGAAAUCAUCAAUUAUUACAAAAAGAUUAUGGGUACUUCUGUUCCUACUGCAACCCCUGAUCCAGAAGUGAUAGCAAAUGGUCCUCUUCUCUCUUCUGAACAGAGGCAAAUACUCAGUCUUCCAGUUGCUAGAGAGGAAAUUAAACAAACAGUACUUCCUUAA
Molecule: messenger RNA, 2922 nt
Organism: Asparagus officinalis (garden asparagus)
Lineage: Eukaryota; Viridiplantae; Streptophyta; Magnoliopsida; Asparagales; Asparagaceae
Exons: 4
Coding region: 1-2922 (973 amino acids)
Source: RefSeq, a predicted model, not a curated record